This is a messenger RNA of Pararge aegeria (speckled wood butterfly), 4107 nucleotides long. Its product is annotated as protein arginine N-methyltransferase 9-like. The record is from RefSeq and is a predicted model, not a curated record. Gene Ontology annotation, biological process: peptidyl-arginine methylation. NCBI's taxonomy places the organism in Eukaryota, Metazoa, Arthropoda, Insecta, Lepidoptera, Nymphalidae. The coding region runs from base 185 to 2374 and encodes 729 amino acids. The transcript has a single exon. Gene Ontology annotation, molecular function: protein binding; protein-arginine omega-N monomethyltransferase activity.
CUAGACCGAAUAUUGCCUGUAUUCACUUUGAUAGUCUAUGUUCGUGGUAUAUUGACAUUUCUAUUGUACACAAAACAAAAUACUUUUUGAUGAAAAAAUUAUCUCACAAUUAUAUAUCGUCACACAACAGUCGGUGUCUAUGUAUUCAACUCAGUGGAUUACUAAUGAGUAAUUAAUAUUAACCAUGUCGGCGUUAGCGAGGGAAUACAUAGCGUACGCAAGACAACUCUCUUCCAAUGGCUGUUAUGGUAAGGCCGUGGAUUUAUAUUUGAUGGCUUUCGAGAAAAAUCCUCAUUUAAAACCAUUCUUUGAACCGGAAUUCAGGUCUAAUAUCAUGAAGCUAAACGAAGUCCUAGCGUCUGCCAGUAAGAUCGAAGAAAUGUUCUCAAAUUUUGGCCGAGCAAUCGAAAUGUUUCCUGAAAAUGUAUAUUUGAUGAAUGAAAUCGGCAAAUACCUUUACAAAUUCGGCUACUACAAUGAAGCUUGGAAUCAGUUCAAAUGUGCUCUUGAUAUCGAUGCAGGCUACGUAUGUGCCGAAAAAAAUUUAAACUCAAUGAAAAAUUUGCUGGUUGACCGGUGGCACUUCAGAAUGCUCAACGAUAAAGUUCGCAAUCACGGAUACAGAGACGCUAUUCGCGAAAUGGUGGAGCCCAGGAAAUCGACGGUCUUUGAUCUUGGCACAGGAACUGGUUUGUUAGCCAUGUACGCUGCAGAGUGUAAGCCUACUGCCAUUACAGCUUGCGAUGGAUCAGAAGUCAUGACCACUCUCACUGACUGUGUACUAGAGGAGAAUAGGUUAGCAAUGUCAAUAAUUGUUGUGAAUAAAAUGUCAACAUCCAUGACUCCCCUGGACCUUGGAGGAAAAGUGUCCCUUUUAGUCACAGAGCUUUUUGAUGCUGGCUUGUUUGGUGAGCAGGUCUUGGAGUCACUAUCUCACGCUUGGCAAAAUUUGUUAGCAACAUCUGCAAAAGUUGUGCCACACAGUGCAGAAUUUUUUGUUCUCGGUGCUCAUUCGGAUUUGCUCAAUGCUAAAUAUCAAUUGCACUCAAAUCCUAAAUCAUUUCUAAACUUGCCUGAAUCUAAUGUUUAUAUUGCAUCAUCUUAUGAAACUUAUGACUGUGAUGAUGUACAUCAAUACAGUGAUAUCAAGUACAUGACAACAGCGGCCAAAGUAGUCAAAGUGGACUUUACAGACACCAAUGAUAUCAAUGAAAAACUUGAUUGUGACGAGCCAUAUUCUAUAGAGUUAAAAGCAUUGGAAACCGGAAAUAUAAAUCUAUUGAUUGGUUGGUUUAACCUGUAUUUGACAACUGACAUAACUAUCACAACAGAUCCCAGAAUUGAAAACAGAGCAAAUGCUUGGCAACAAGCUGUGUUCUUUGACUUUCUGCCUAGAAACAUUGUUGAAAAUGAAACAUUCAGUGUUGAUUUUUUUAUGAAAUUAGGUAAAAUAGCCCAGCAUAUCAAUCAAGAUAGCCAAAUAAUGAGAAUCUCACCGGAAACUCUUCGAUUUCUAAAUGACACUGACUACAUGAAAAUGAUCAGAAAUUGUAUAGGGAUGGCUUAUGUGUACUUGAGCCAGAUGACUGAGAUAUCUGAUGUCAAAAUUCUUGAUUUGUCUCCAUUUCCAGUGUUUGGUUUGUUUAUGCUGAAACGAGGCAUUCAUUCUUUGACCUGCUAUGCUAAAACUGAGAAGGAUAAAAAGUUCCUUGAAACUGUUGUACUAGCUAAUCCGGAUGUUCCACUGUCUAAGUUAACAAUUAUAACUGGAAAAAAUUGGCAAACAGAAGUCAUUGGAGAUGAGAAGUAUCAUGCAAUAUUCUGCAACAUAUUUGAACUGUGCGGUGAUAUAGAUGUGCAAUAUAAAGAAAUUGCUGGGGGUCUUCAAAACACAAAUCUCAUACAAGGUGGCAUGUUUAUGCCAUCAAACGUUUCAUUGAUAGCACAAAUAGUUAGUAGCAAUUGGCUAAACAUAAACAACAGGGUUAAUGAUGACAAUGUGGGCUACAAAAUUGCGGCACACAUAAAUAAGUAUCAAGUAUCACAGAACUUUAACUUGGACUUAACAAAUUUGGAGUAUACGCCAAUGACAGAUCCGAUUGUUCUAGGAAGUUGCAUCAAUUUGGCUUCUGAUGUUGUUAAUGUUGUAAUCAAAAAUGAUGGGCACGCAAAUGCUAUUCUGUGCUGGUACAAAAUAGAGCUGAUGGACAGCUUGGAAGAAGUUUCGACGAAGCGACCCUACAGUUUCAUAGAUGGCACAGCAUUUUUGGUAGAUCCCAUAAUACCCAUGGUUAAAGGCAAUAUUGCAAAUAUUCUUUGCUGUGUUGAUGAUGAUGGAGCAUUUAAAUUAAUGAUGGAUCUGGAAACUACAUAAAUAAGUUAAACUUGUUUCACAAUCUAAAUGUAAUGCCAGUGAUUUUGAUCUGAAAUGCAGUUAAGUGACAAAUGAAUAAAACAAAUAAUAUAAGAAUAUGAAUUGUUCUUCUGAUUUUGACUGUGGGCAGGUAAAUAGUUUAACACAAAUACUGCAUUAUUAUAGCUUUAGGAUAAAAUACAUAGUCCUUCUAUAACUUUUGUCUGGCCUGGCAUCUUGUUUAUUGUUUGCAAGAUGUCCUUACUCUAGUUUAUUUUUCCUCUGCUGUAUAAAGCAGUGCACAAGUUGCAGGUUUACUUAUGUGGUUAAUUGGAAUGUGUUAGUUGUGUUAGAGAGAAUAGGUGAAUUACCUACCAAGAUAAGUGUUUUAAAGCAAAAAGUGUAUUUUUAAAUAUGGAUUUUAUAAAAUAAAAGUUAAUAUUUUAUCAAAAGCAAUUAUGUUUUGGAAUCGAUUUUAAAACGUAUAGGAACAUUGUAUUUCGUCUAUUAUAAAAGUUUAUUACUGUUUAAUGAUUUCUUUACAAAAUGUUUGCAUACAUAAACUUUAUUUUACGGUUUUUUUUUCAUACCAUAUAUCCUCUGACCUACCAUGAUCCCACCAUAUAUAAUAGAUUCUGCGGUUUUAAUUAUUUUUGUACAGAAAACUCGGCUGUAACCUCUAUACUAUAAGCAUAGUAGCAUACAGUAGCAAAGUAAUAAAUAUAUUUAAUAUAUAAAGAAAAAAACAUAAAAAUGUGGAUAGUAAUUUUAUAAAGAAUGUUGUGGCUGUGAGGAAUGUGGGGUAAGGUAGUUUAUUGUAAUAUGUAAUAUGGAUGCCACAUUGAUCUCAUAAUAUUAUAUAUUUGUAACCCACCAAUCCACACUAAAGCAGCGCGGUGACUAUAAACACCUGCAAGUGGAAGCCUGUGGGAUAUUAAUUAGAUGUUGUAUAAAUGUAAUUUUUCUAGUAGCCGAAAAGUUAAGCCAAUUUAAGGUACGUGUGAAAUAUCUUCAUCUGUUAUUUGUUGUUCAUAGCAUGUGCUGUUAAGCUUUCAUAAGAUGUAUGAGGUUGUUCUAUCAAGUCUUGUAUUUCAAAUCUUAACAUAGAGCAACAAGGUGUAUAUUUCAUUGGUGCUUACUAUUGUUUCUAGUCAGCGUUAUAUAAUAUAUUAUUACAUUUUAUCUUUGCUUAGAAAAAUUGUCAACACUUGAAAAGUAGUAUGUAUUACUGUAUACCUUUGUGUCUAUUAAUCAUAAUCGUUUAUCUACUCAUUAACAUGUGUUAAGCUUAUACUUAGAAUCGAUAAUAUCUUAUAUAGAAUUAUGCUAACCUUUGCCCAGAAGACAUGUAAAUCUUAACUGGCUACGAAAAAGUUUUCAGAGUAUAGUUUCAAUGUAAAAUAAUAUCAGAAAUGUUAAGUUGUUUAUGGAUUAGUAGGAAAUGGGGUAGCUAAACUAAGCAUUCGUUUAGCUACCCCAUUUUCCAUAACUCUAACGAGUACUCUUUAUGGAAGUGGCAAAUCUUUUACUAAAGCUACUGUUAGUAAUCUUCUCAUCGCAGAUCUAGUUAGCAGCAACUAUAAGAGAGGUCAUAGAAUGCAAAUGGCUGGUGCAUUUAUGUGCGAAUUACAUUGCGUUUCAUAGUAAUUGUCUUGGCUUGACUUGAAUUUAGUAAAUCUAUGUAAUUUGCGUUUUUCCUACUAGAAACUUAAAUGUAAAUAAAUAUGUUUGAAUUAUAUAUAUAUUAAUAUAUA